Sodiomyces alkalinus F11 is the source of this 558-nucleotide messenger RNA. RefSeq lists its product as hypothetical. Lineage: Eukaryota; Fungi; Ascomycota; Sordariomycetes; Glomerellales; Plectosphaerellaceae. The transcript has 6 exons. The coding region runs from base 1 to 558 and encodes 185 amino acids. The record is from RefSeq and is a predicted model, not a curated record.
AUGCAAACUGGCCAAAGGGCCACAUCUACCAAACUAUCGCAAUUCUUCCAGGAGGUGGGAGAGACGUCCGAUCAUGCAGCUUUGGACCUUGGCGCGGAACAUAGUGGAGCAGUCCGUUGCAAGACUGCAGUGCAGUCAAAGUUGACCUUGGCUGAACCAAUUACCUACCAUCUCCUUUCUCAGACGGAGGCUUCGCAAAAUGAAAGUUAUGGCCACGACCAGAUCAAUACAGUAUCCCAAGCCUCCAGUUUCACGUGGGAUGGACGACUCCAGACUCAAGCCAACCUCAAAACGGACAGCCCGGUUGGAUUCAAAACAACAGACAAAGAGAUGGAGGGCCAGGCAGGCACUCGUAGGAUGAGUGCCUGCCUCGCACCAUACACUGCUCGGAACGGGGAGCACCUGUACCUUGAGCUGAUCUUUUGCUUCAAUGCUUCCCAAUUCUCCCCUGUUAAGUUCACGAAGAAUCUGGACUUCCCGACACCAGGAGAGAAAUCAAAGAAGAGGACAGAAGAGUUGAACGAAGGGCAGGAGAUAAUAAAGAAGAAGGGAGACUGA